Effrenium voratum is the source of this 1658-nucleotide messenger RNA. The record is from the annotation of a GenBank genome assembly. Lineage: Eukaryota; Dinophyceae; Suessiales; Symbiodiniaceae.
GGUCAUGGUAUGCGGCAUAUUCGAGUGUCCAAGCUCGCCUUGACUCGUUCAGCGCUACUGUUUGCCGCGUUUUGGUUCUCUGCCUUUGGCUGGGUUGGCCCGGAAAGGCGACAACAUCAGCCCCGCAGCCCUCUUGGCUGCUCUGGAAGGAAGCGCAGGGGGAGUUUUGAGCCAGACGACAUGGUGCGGUUGAUUUGCACCUCCGACAAGCACCACAAGUUCUGGGAGAUCGAGGUGUCGGGCAAGGAGACCACCGUGCGGUAUGGCCGCAUCGACACCAAGGGCCGCACCUCCAAGAAGUCCCACGAGGACGCGGAUGCGGCCAAGGCCUUCAUGGAGAAGCAGAUCAAGGCCAAGCGCAAAAAGGUGGGCGGCGGCCCGCAACAAAUUGGAUGGCAAGCGCCGAAGGGCUACAUCGAGCCUGAGCAGAACGAGGCUGAGACUGAGGAGACCGACAAGGCCCCGGUGCCGGCAGUGGACAAGGCGGUGGCGAACCCGCCCAACCUGGUGCUGAAAUGGGGGGACUUCGCCGGGCACGGCGCCUGCAAGGAAAACGCCUUUAUGAAGGCCAGUGGCCGGGAGUCUGUGGGAGCGCGCAGCUCGCAGCCGCUGCCAAAGGAUGUCACCUGGACGGUGAGGUAUUCCCUCAUCGGCUCCCACCAAGCUGUGGGUGUCGCCACAAAGGACGCGCCCCUCUGCAUGGACGGCUAUCAUUUUGUCUUCGGCGACGAGACGGAAAAAGGCGAGAGCUGGGCGCUGUGCUUCACCAAGUCCCUGGACGAAUUCCUGGCGCGCCACGAGGCCCACGAGCUCGAGGAGCUGCACUCCGAGACGCCGUUGAAGGAGGGCCAGGCCGUGGAGUUCCAGCUGCGCUUGUCCAAGGGCAAAGAGCUCUACGUGCGUUUGCCCAACUCCAAGAAGGAGGAGCUCCUCUUCAGCGACCUGCCAGAGGAAGAGCUCUAUGCAGUGGCCUCGGCCACCUAUUAUCACACCCAGGUGGUCAUCCAAAAUCCCAGCGAUCCUCAGCCCGCCCCGGACCUCGACCCGGACGCGAAGCAGGUGAAGAAGAUACCCACGCGGCCGCACCCGGCGGCGGUUCGAACCCCCCCACCCAAAAGGAAGAAGCGAGCCUUCCCGCCCUUGCCGGCCUUUAACAAGAAGGGCCUCGUCGAAUCCGCCGUGGCGAAAGUGGAAGGUGGUGCGGCUUGGGAGCUUGAGGAGCUGGAGCGGAAGGUCUUGAAGAACGAGAACUGCCUGGACGACCGCAUGCGUCAGCAGAUGGCCUUCCUCAUGCAGUACGGCAUCAUGUUCCGGGAGUGCGACUCCCUGGAGGCAUGCUUCAACGAGCGCGUGGUGGAUGACGGCAUCAUGGUGGUCCGGACGCUGAAAUCGGCGGCGCUGCCGAAUGUCCUGCUGUCCUACUUCGAGGGCGGCUUUGGGGGCAACUCCAUGGGCUUCAUGAUGGUGGAGGAGGAUGGCGUCACAAAGUGCAUCCUGGAAAAUUGCGACACAGACCUGAGUUGGCGAGGUCCCAACGAAAAGUCGAAGGCGGCAGAGGCCUUUGUCCAGGCCUUUUGGACCAUCCGCUACGACGACUAGCCCCCCCACUUUCGUGGGGAUUCUCGAAAAGAGUGGCGGAGCCCCCCGGUCUUAAUUGU